This is a messenger RNA of Caretta caretta (loggerhead turtle), 9521 nucleotides long. The record is from RefSeq and is a predicted model, not a curated record. Lineage: Eukaryota; Metazoa; Chordata; Testudines; Cheloniidae.
CUCCGCGACGCCAGCGCGAGGGAGAGCGGCGGUUGAAGGAAUAAGCGGUGCGGCUGCGCGAAUUAGGCCACCUGUGCGCCUGCGCGCAGGCGCCCAGUAACCUGAACGGCCAGAACAAAGAGAGGGAAAGAGCGCGACGAGGGGCAGAGAAUGCUCUAGAACGGACCGCGAUUCCCCGCCCGCAGCGCGCGGCGGUUUCGGGUUCUGCGGCCGAGCGGCUUUUCGCUGCCCCGAGGACCCUGCCACGCAGCAGCGUGUUGGGACCACGCAGGUGGGAGGUGCACCAGACCUGACUCCACUCUGCUGGGCUUUUCAGUGGUGUGAUUCCAUUGAUGUGCAUGGAGUUACUCCUGGUUUACAGAGCUUUAACUCAUGAUGCUAUUUCAGUUCUCCAGCUCUAGUGUUCAAAAUAUUGACUUGCAGUUGGGGACAUUUAUGUCAAUACUUGUCUGAAGCGAGGAAAGGCUGCCGCUUGGUUUAUGACACAUCUUAUAGCUGAAGAACAUUCCUGAUGGCAGGCUCCGUAAAACCAAGCCUGAUGUCUGUUCAUGUUGUAGCCUUUGGAAAUGAGAGAGAUGGAUUUCCUGAAGACAAUCAGCAAUCAAGUCUGAUCUGGACCUAUCUUGGGAGAAGUGCUCUCAUUUCAGCGACUGAAAGCAGUUUGCUGCUGAACUCUGCAAACCAUGUUGGAAAUCCUGUGUUUACUGAAUAUCAAGCCUGUGUGUUUGGAAAUGUCAGACUGGUGGUACAUGACUGUCCCCUUUGGGACAUUUUUGACAGUGACUGGUACACCUCUCAAAAUCUUAUUGGAGGAGCUGAUAUCAUUGUGAUUAAAUACUCUGUAAAUGACAAAUCUUCAUUUCAAGAAGUAAAGGACAGUUAUGUUCCAAUGAUAAAAAGAGCAUUAAAUCAUUGUUCAAUUCCAGUCAUAAUUUCCGCUGUUGGCGCAAGAAAAAGCGAAGUACCUUGUACUUGUCCACUGUGCAGUUCAGACAGAGGGAGCUGUGUUACUGCUUCUGAAGGGAUUCAACUCGCUAAAGAGCUAGGAGCUACUUACCUUGAAUUGCACAGUCUCAGUGAUUUCUAUAUAGGAAAAUAUUUUGGAGGAGUGUUGGAGUAUUUUAUGAUCCAAAGCUUGAAUCAGAAGUCCUCUGAAAAAAUGAAGAAAAGAAAAAAAAGCCACAAGUGCCAUGGAGUUAAACCGCCUCAGCUUGAACAGCCAGAAAAAAUGCCAAUCUUAAAAGGUGAAGCCUCGCAUUAUAAUUCCGAUUUACAUAACUUGCUGAUCUGCUGCCAGUGUGUGGACGUGAUAUUUUACUCAGAAGAUUUAAAGGAAGUAGUAGAAGCACACAAGAUUGUUUUGUGCUCUGUAAGCCAUGUCUUCAUGUUACUUUUCAAUGUGAAGAGUCCAGCUGAUAUUCAGGAUUCCUCUAUCAUAAGGACUGCACAGACUCUGUUUGCAGUGAACAGUGAGGCUGUGUUUCCAGUUUCUAACCAAGGUUCACCAUGCGGCCCACCAGUUAGAGUCAUUGUUAAAGACUCUUUCUUCUGUUUUUGUUUGUCAGACAUUCUGCACUUCAUUUAUUCAGGUGCUUUCCAAUGGGAAUUGUUGGAAGAAGAUAUAAAAAAGAAGUUGAAAGACCCAGGAGAAGUUGAGCUCAUACUUGAGAAAGUUAAAUGUAUCCUGAAAACUCCAGGAAAGGUGAAUAGUGCCAAGAAUUGCAGAUCUCAUCAGACAGCAAGACCCUUGCAGUUAUCUGAUACUUCUCUCAAGCUUUUUUUUAAUACACAUGUCUUAGCUGAUGUCAUCUUCCAAAUACAAGGUGCUACUGUACCAGCCCACAGAGCAGUCCUAGUGGCUCGCUGUGAAGUAAUGGCAGCUAUGUUUAAUGGAAGUUAUAUAGAAGCAAAUAGUUUUCUGGUUCCAGUUUAUGGGGUUUCCAAAGAUACUUUCCUCUCCUUUCUAGAGUAUCUGUACACUGACUCCUGUUGUCCAGCCAGUAUUUUGCAAGCCAUGUCUCUCUUGAUUUGUGCUGAGAUGUACCAGGUAUCCAGACUCCAGCAUAUCUGUGAGCUUUAUAUCAUCACACAGCUGCAGAGUAUGCCUAGUAGGGAAUUAGCGUCUACAAGUCUCAGUGUUGUUAGCUUGCUCAGAAAAGCCAAGUUUCACAACUCUGACUGCCUUUCAACUUGGCUCCUUCAUUUUAUUGCCACUAACUACCUCAUCUUCAGUCAAAAGCCUGAAUUUCAAGAUCUUUCAGCGGAAGAACGCAAUUUUGUUGAGAUGCACAGAUGGCCUUCCAGUAUGUACCUGAAACAGCUUGCAGAUUACAGGAAUUAUAUCAACUCCCAGAAAUGCCACUGCAUAGUAAUGUAACCAGAAGAUUGAUUAUUCACAAAGUGUUCAUAGACUGGAGAAUCACAGGCUGGGAAUUACAUGCAGGCUAUUAAAACUGUAGCAGGGAUGAAAAUAAACAUUUGAGUCCUACUGUACUCUCUAAUGCACUUGCUAAUACUCUUUUCAUUAAUAAUGAAUUACUGUUAUGUUUUAAAGGGAUUAAGAAAUAUACCAUAGGACAGCAUAAGGAGUUAAUCAGGCCUGGUCUACACUACAAAGUUAGGUCAACGUAAGCCGCAUGUGCAUGUGUCUAUACCUAAAUUUGUCUCUUACUGAUGUAAGUGCCCCGUUACAGCAAUGCAGUAGCACUCCCUCACUGAGCAGCAUUAAGCCAUGGUUGAUGUACUGAGGUCGACGCAGCGCAAGUGUAAACACUGCGUUACUUACAUGGAUUCUAACAGCCCUCCAGCAGCUGUUCAACAGUGUCUGACAUUGACCUCUUUGGUCACAAUUGUGAAUGCCAUUGUCCAGGGGUCAUGGAGACUGAAAGACCCUCCCUCUCUUUUAAAACCCUGCAAAUUUUGAAAUGCCUUUUCCUGUUUGUCCAGCUGGAGAGCAUACCUACCAGCUCUCCCAUUGUUGUACGCAACUAUGCAGCUGACCAUGGCGGCCACGUGAUCCAGACACACUCCAGCUUGGAAUAGACAGGAGAUAUUGGAUCUCCUGGGCCUGUGGAGAGAAGAGGCUGUGUAAGCACAGCUAUGGACCAGCCAUGUUUAUCUAUGAACAGAUUGCACAGGGUAUGCAGGAGAAGGAGUAUGACAGGCCAGCUGCAGUGCUGUGUGAAAGAGAAGGAAUGGGUUAGCCAUAUCGAGAGGCCAGCAGUCAUUCUGGUGCUAACCCGCAGACCUGCCACUUUUACAAAGAGCUGCAUGCCAUAAUUGUCAGAGACCCUACUGAUAUCCCACACAUAACCAUGGAUACCUUUGUGGAGCCACAGGUCCCUGGCAUGAACAACUAGGAGGAGGAUGGGGGAUGUGCGACCAGGGAGCUCCACCUAUGCGGGGCGCCAGGACCUGUUUUGAGACUCCACCACAGUCCAGUCAGUCCCAGCAGUCGAGCAUGGGUGAGCUUGAUGCAGGGGAAGAAACUUCGGGAAAGUGUGUAAAUGAGUUUCCCAUUACAAUGACGUACUGCUGGUGCCCGCAAUUUAACAUGGCACAAUUACUGACUUUUCAUUAAUUUACUUGUACUAAAAGAAGUAGGAGUACAACAAAGACAGCUGCUGCUAUUGUGGCGCAGAGAGGUUCUCGCCUCCGCACCUGAGGAACACCUGAGCUAGAGAAGGAGGAGAAAGAAGAGGACUUGGGAUGACGUGUUCAAUGAGAUCCUGCAAGCCAGUGCUGCGUGAGACUGAGGAAAGGGUCUGGAGGGUGAACAUUACAGACAGCCUGGGGAAGGAAAAAGCAGAGACGAGAAGGAGAGGGAAAUGCACCAAGACAUAAUGGACCUUCUCCAACAACAAACAGAGAUACUGCAGACUCUUGUGGAUUUAGUUACAACAAUCCCAGUUUUGCCCUCCUUUGCAGUCCAUGGGAAACUCCAUAACAGCACCUCCCUAUGCCCUCCCACCCUACAUUCCAUGUGGUAUCAGGGGCUUUAUCCCUAUCCCUACCACUCUAUCCCAGCAGACAUUAAGAACAACCACAAUCCCAUAAACUGAUCUGUGAAAGCCAUGGUUGUUGUAUAUGUAGAUUAAUGGACAGGAAUGUUCUUUCCACUGGUUGUUCUGUUUCAUUAAUUUAUUAAGUUUUAAUGUAUUUACUUUUAAAUUGCACAGAUUUUUCUUUGCACUGGUUUUGCUACUGAAUAAAAUUAUAUUAUUUGGAAAAUAAUCUUUUAGUUCACAAUACAUGCUUCAGAGUGCCCAGCAAUUCUGAAAGCACCUACUUAAUUGUUACUCUACAGUGUGGCACAACUCAUAGGAUCAGUGACAAACAGCGUAAUAAUCAUAAAUGUACAACAAACACCACAAAAUUAAGAGAUGCAUAGACAGUGCUAUAUUCAUAGAUGUACACCACACAAUUCCUAACAGGCCCCAAAACAGCAGGGCCAGGUAGAGCAGAGUACACCACACAUGACUCUGGCUCACUGUUAAAAUGCUCUUCAAAGCCUCUCUGAGAUGUGUGGUUCAGUGUUGAGCUCUUCUAAUAGCCCUUGUGUUUGGCUGUUCUAACUCAGCAGACUGCCAGUCCACUCUGGCAGAAACUUUUCCCCCUUUGCUUCCCUGAGAUUAUGCAGAACACAGCAGGCAGCUGUAACCAUUGGGAUGUCUUUUUUUCACUGAGAUCCAGUCUUGUGAGUAAACAACACCAGCAUCCCUUCAGUCUUCCAAAAGCACAUUCAACUGUCUUUCUUCACCUUUAAGCGAAUAGCAAAAUCUUUUUUUGGUGCUAUUGGAGUGCUUCAUGAGUCAGGGGAGGAAGGGGUAGGCUGGGUUCCCCGGGAUUGCUAUUGGUAUUUCAACAUCAUGAACAAAAGGAAGUCCCUGCUUGUAGCUUUCUGAACAGUCCUGUAUUUUUAAAGAUGCAAGCAUCAGACACUUCCCUUGACCAGCCAAAGUUAAUGUCAGUGAGGAGACCCUAGUGGUCCUCCAGUGCUUGCAUAACUGUAGAAAAGUAGCCCUUUCUGUUGAUGUACUCUGUGGCAAGAUGGGCUUGUGCCAAAAUAGGGAUAUGUAUACUAUCUUUGCUUCACCUCAAUUCAGGAAUGCCAUUACUGCAAAUCAAUCCAGUAUGUCCUGCGCAUUGCUGAGAGUCACAGUCCUGCAUAGCAAGAGAUGAUUAGUGGCCUUGCACACUUGCAUGAUAGUGGAUUUUCCAACUCCAAAAUGAUUUUGCACUUACCAGUAGCAAUCUGACGCUGCAAGUUUCCACAGUGCAAUCACUACUCUCUUCUCCGCCAUCAGUGCAGCUCUAAUUUUGAUGUCCCUGUACUGGAGGGCUGAGGCAAGCUCGGCACACAGAUUCAGGAAUGUGGCCUUGUGCAUUCAAAAGUUCUGAAGCCACUGCUCGUCAUCCCAAGCCUGCAUUAUGAUGUGAUCCCACCAGUCAGUGCUCAUUUCUUGGUUCCAGAAGUGGUGCUCUACCACCUGCAGUUUGAACACCAGCAACAAACAACUUUGAAUUGGUUCUUGCUAUGUCCCAGAGCAGUCUGUGCUCCAAGAUAUUGUUGUGUUCCCUGCUUAUUUGGUUCGUGUUACGGCUCUGCGAAGAUCAUGUGUCCUGUGCUCACAAUGCUUACAGCAAUAGUGCAGAACUGCAAGCGUCAUGCUUCUGUCAGAAACGGACAUUGAGGAGGGCUGCGUAGGUUCAUGGGGGAAAAGGCAUGAAAAUUAUGGGAUAGAGAUGACAUGGCAUGGAUGGGAUGAAAACAAUUGCAAACUGGGAAGUUGGCCCCUUACCCCCAGUCACCGUGCUUGACGUGUUGCUGCCCCACUAUACAUUGCCAAAACAUCCCAAAAGACAGUGCACUGGGCAGUAGUGGGUUGCACUGAGAUACCUACCAUGUAUUGACACAAGCACUCAUGAGGAUGUGCAAUACUUGUGCAAGGAGGCACGUAUGCAUGCACGAGUGAUGUACUAACAGUGGUAGCUUUAUGCUGAUGUAACUUGCGUCAACCAAAGUUUGCAGUGUAGACAUGGUCUCUGUUGUUUAGCUUCAACCUGUUUUCCCUAAGGAUUCUUUGCUGCAAUAGUGGUGGUUUCAACUCCUAGAUGAGAUGUUGAAAACAUUUUAACUUUUGUAAAUCUUUUGUUUAACCUAUGGGUGAGAUUUUCAAUGAAGUUGGGUACCCAGCUUUCUGAGGCGCUUUUGAAUAUCCCACCCUACCUGCUUAUUUUAGCCUAGGAUUAUCACACAAUCCUUGUAACAUAUUUAUGGGCUUGCUCGGUAAAGCGUAUUGUCAAAACAUUGGGUUAAGUUUAUAACUAUUCCCUGUAUAAGUUGCCCUUACAAUCAUAUGAACUGGUAUUUUUUCUCUAGCUAGGUGUUUAUAUGGCCCCAUCAUUGUACUGUGUGAGCGCCUCCUUUGCAUUUAAAAAUAGAAAUAACAAUAACAAUCUUUCUUCCCAACCUGUAGGAGAAAAAGCUGGUUUAAUUUUAGGGCAUUUUCUGUUAUUGUGUGGUAAUAUUAUAUAUCUGUGUGUGACGAAAGUGAAGGCAAAGAAGAAAUUUUGUAUUCUUGUGAAAGCUAUGAAGUCAACAGUCAUCCUUAUCUGUUGCAGGAGAAAAUUCCAUAGAGUAGGCAACUUUCCUGGGAAAGUUCUGUCUCCCACAGUCAAACUUCCCCCCGUUGGUUGACAGUUUAAAUCAUUUCAGCUGAACCCAGCUGCCAAGGGGAUAAUAUUCACAAAGAAAGAGAUAGGCAUGGCCAGUUCCAUGGAGAGCUUUGACUAACAGGACAAACCUAGAACUCAACUUUCUUCAAUGGGAAGCCUUUACAGAGUGGUGCAUCAGCCCAAUGUGUUCAUGGUGACCUGUGUUUCUAAGCAGUUGGUAUGCUCCAUGUUGUACUAAUUGGAUUGGUUCAGGUAGUGUGGAUUCAUUUUUUGAUAUGAGCCAAAAUAAUCAAGCCUGGAGAUCUUAAAUAGGAUCACCAUAAUUUUGUGGGAUAUUUUGGUGAGGCAUAGAUCACAGUGAGUGGCUUUUUUCAACUAUUGGUGAAUAGACAUUCAGUAACACUGAGUCCAAAAGGAGCCCCAGGCUCAGACCAUCUUAACAAUUGAAGGAUAGAUUUCUACAAUAACAGGAGUUUUAUACAGGAAGCAAGUUCUUCUAAGUGGUUCCCUCUGCCUACCAGCAAAACCACAAUCUUAUUUAGGUUCAACUUUAGCCAGCUAUUCUUGUAUUGUAGGGAGUGGUAUUUGUGGUAUGUCAGUGUUUGGUCCUAGAGGGACAGUGUAAAAAAGGAAGAUUAAUGAAAAAGUUUUAGUCCCGAAAACAAGGCAGGAUAAGCCAUUUUAAAGGCACCUGCAGAAAAAAUUGCAGCCAGGUGAAGGUGAGACCCACCAUAUUAACUAGUACCUAUAGUGCUUUUCUGUUAAAAAAGAGGAGUUUUUUUGUAUCUCUACACAGUUAUUCUUUUGGGAAUUACACACUAGAAUCACAGGGGAUUUUCUUCUGGUGCAGUUUUAGAGGCCCAGAUAGCAUUUCCUAUUUUGGGACAAAAAUAAUGGUACUCUUCUGGCUCCAAAUAUUGAAGGUUAGCUCAGUAUAGGAAUGUUAAUUAAUAGUAUUUAUAUAUGGCUUUGUGUCUGAGGAUGUAAGAGAGCUUUAUAAAUGUGAGCAGCAUUAUUAUCUUUGUUUCCCAGAUGAGGAAGACUGAAGCAGAGAGGGGUUGAGAUUUGUUCAAGAUCACAUUGCUAGUCAGUGAUGGAACUAGGAAUAGCACAUUGUCUCCUGCAAGGAAUAAAACAGAUGAGUCUGCUACAAUGGAGAAAAAGAGAUGUUAAAGAUGGAAUAAAAAUGGUCAGACAUGAAAGUAGAAACAAUAUAUACCUAUAAUUUUUAAAAAAUGUAAAAAAGAUUUAAGUACCGCCUUAUUUCCUAAUUUUUAUAUCUGUUACUGUAGAAAUUAAAAAUUCUAGAUGUAGAUCAACUGGAUGAAUGACAAAUUUUGAAGUUUUGAAAGCUUAAGGCCAUCAGCAAAAAUGACUACAGAAUUGUAAGUCUAAUUUGCAUGAACAAUUACCAGUACUUAACAUGCUCUGUCACAGUAUCUGCACAUACAGGUGGCCAGUUUAAUCAUUUAACUGGUGUUUGUAUGCACAAAUAUUAAAUUCACAUGUGCAGUCAUGGUAACUACAUAUACAAAUUCUGUGUGUGAAUGUUUGCCCAUAUUGCAUGUGGCCCUAGAUUUUUAAUAUUUUGAAAAUCUGAUCUGCUACGUUAGUAUUUUUUGCCAAUAACUCAGUGUAGUGGUAUUUAUUUUCACGAAGGAGAUUUCAUAAAUCCUUUUUCCCGUUAAUAGCUUUUUUGAAAAAACAAGGUAAAAUGGAAAUAUGGACCAUUUCUGUGGAUCAGAGAAUAUUUUAAGGUAUUGUAUAUUUAUUUUAGUCUUUUGUGUUAAUCAUCCACAAACACUUUAUAUAGUGAGGCCAAGCAAUGUGAGGAGACACAGAUUUAUAACUUGCUAAUUACUCAAACACAAAAUAUCUUUCCAUUCUUUGCAGGUGCCCCUAUUAUGCUACCUAUAUCAGGUCGAGACACUGGGUCAAGCCCAGAAUGAUGUGAUAAUUUGAGAAAAUGAGUGAUUUCUCCACACAAACAGAAUAACAAAUGGAUGUUUUUCUUUAGAAAUGUGCUUUUUAAAUUUAAAAUCUAUGCCUUAGAUAUAGGUUUCGCUAACAAUAUCUUGUUACUUAGGUACAAUUCAGAAAUCCACAGAUGAUAUUCAGAAGUUAGUCAAAGCACCACUGAGUUUGAUAUAUGUGACAACUUUACAUGUAUAAUAUUUUUGCAUUGGUUUAAAUUAAAAAUUAGGAAGUUCCUGAAAACUUGAUUCAAACAACUAAAAGAUGUGGAAAUAUUAAAAUAGCUUAGAAAAGGAAAACCAGUAAAUUUAGUUUAGGAAAGUAACUCUCUUUGGGCUUUGUAUAGACAAGUCUAUUUUAAGAAAGCUAUUCUGCUAAUAACUUGCACGUUUCUCCUGAGGUAGGAUUAUCACCUCUUAUCAGUUUAAUAUAUAGUAUAGUAGUAUUCAAGGAUCUAUUCUUUUAUAACUGCUUUGAAUACAUAUUGAGGAGAGACUAGACCUCUACCUUAUUAGCGAAUCUUGUUAACAAUAUUGUUACACACCUUUUUUCCAUGUUUGUUUAUGACACAUGUACACUUAUGUCAAUCCAGUAUGAGACUUAUAUUGAGGCUAACAUAGGAAUCUUCUGUCCUAAGAAACAUUAAUUUCCCCAGGACAGAGAGUCUCUGCUCUCGUCUUUAGAUCUUGGUGAACUAGGUAAGAAAAAGGUUUAGGAGAAAAUAACUUAUUUUACUAAGGCAUGUGCUGAAAUUCAGCUUUUGAUAUUUUCAUAAGUUAUGGAAUGGUAUUUUCUCUUUGACUAAAAUUUACAAUUUCUAGAUUUAGUAUGUAACACUUUGUAACAAAACAAUAAAUAUUUUUACUGCA